GGCAUUAUGUGUUUGAGAAAACCCAUAUCAAUUAUAUUAAUUUUCACCAAUGUAGUUUUUCUGGUGCAGUUUUUAGAAAUACGAUCGGAAAAUGAGAUAGAAGCUGGAACACUGAAUGCCACAGAACAACUGCUCGAGUUAAUUGUUAAGAUAACUGCUGAUCCCCAUCACUGGAGACAGGCAUUAAAUUUAAUUGAGAAAACAAAGAAUUAUGCUGAAGUAAAAAACAGAAAAGAAGUUUCAAACAAGCCACUUCAACAAGAUCUAGAAGAGUUGCGAAACUUGGCCAAAGAUCGCAAAAAACCUCAUUAUUACUACACCUAUAACUUAAAAACAGCACAAAAGAAUAAUUCUUCAGCAACUUAUUCGAAAAUUAAAAAGGUAGGUAAUGAAAUGACUACUAACAAUAAUGGAACACUUAUGAGAAACAUGAACGCCUCUAUAAAAAAUAUAAAUCUAAAUACAAACAAUCAACAAAUUUUACAAAACAACCAUAAUUUCAAUAAGGAUAAUACAUUCGCUUACGAAAAAUUCAAAGGUCAAGCGCGAAAUUAUCCUCUUUUGAAUAAAAGACCGAAAGCUUAUAUCGCUAUUUCCCUCAUUGCGCAAAAACCUUUAAGAGAAGAAUCGAUCUUAGACCAGGAACUUAAAUACUUAAAACAGUGGCCCCAUAAAGUUCAACAAAAAUAAAAGAAAUCGAUGUUGUACAAACAUGAUGGAACCGCACAGGAAAACGAUGCAAAACAUUUGCAUUACUGGCAAUUUUUAUUACUUUUAUUAAUUUAAUUAUGCUCUCUGUAGCUAUUAUUUGUCCUAACAAUAACUAAAAAUACUGCAGGAUUCUAAUGUGUAAGUGUAAUUUGUAUCUUUUUAAUAAUUCAGAAAAACUAAAUUAUUUAAUCGUGUAGUAUCACAAAAGUUGCACCAAUGAUAAUUAAAGUUUUGUUACUUAAAUUAUCGCUAAUUAUUCUUUGGACUGUACUUUAAAUACAUACACAUAUAAACAAUUAGCGAUUAUUCUAAAUAUUAUUGAAUUACAUAUUAAUUAGCUGUAACACAUAGUUUACAAUGAUUUGAAUUAGAAGCUACGAUAUUUAUUCUAAAGGUAGCUAAUUAAAACAUGG
Agrilus planipennis (emerald ash borer) is the source of this 1124-nucleotide messenger RNA. RefSeq lists its product as uncharacterized. Lineage: Eukaryota; Metazoa; Arthropoda; Insecta; Coleoptera; Buprestidae. The coding region runs from base 7 to 690 and encodes 227 amino acids. The record is from RefSeq and is a predicted model, not a curated record. The transcript is spliced from 4 exons.